CUGUAGUUUAGUCGGUGGAUAAAGUUAUGACUGUCUUGUCGUUGGUUUCGAGAAACUGGCACCCGGCGACGUAUACUACUAAUAUUCGCAGCGGGGAAUUUAAUUGAUCAGCCUCGCCGCGAAAGUUUGAUCGGACUUGGUGCUAACAACGAACGUCCAGUCCAGCCGGACGGGUAGGGUACGCCUCACGUCGAGCCUCGCCGCGCAGCGCAGGGAUUUGAUAGUAGGCAUAUUCUUAGUAGUGGUGAUCUUUGACUUCAGUUUACUCUGGUUUGAUGAAAUGUCUCAGGAAUCAAGCAUUGAUGAUAUCUCAUCAUGGAGCAAGGAAACUUGCAGACUGAAGCUGAACGAAACACUCCCAUUGUUAAUAGCUCAGUAUGGCAAUGGAGCUUCAGCAGCCAAGAAAGUGGGCAUCUUGAAGACAAUGGUGGUCUCACUACUACCGGUCUUGGAGGAGGAUGGAAGGGAGAGAAGAUUCUUGGCUCCUGUCAUGUCGCAAACAAGGGUAUUAUUUAGCAGCAUUUGCAGCUCUAUAAUCACAGCACUUCAAGAAACAAAUGCAUCGCAGGAGCUUUGCCAUUCGCUGCUUCACAGUCUACAGCUCUUGGUAGAGGUCAUCAAUAGUUUGGAGAUGGUCAUUCAACAGAUGAUGCCUUCCCCAGGGGAAACAGUUUCCUUGGAUACAAUAGAGUCAUUGCCUUGUAAUGUCCUAGCGGUCAUACAAAGGUCUUUCAGUCAUUGCAAGGAUAGUCACACUGUUUAUGGGGAUCACUUCUCAGCUGUAUCAGAGCAACUGUCGGUCCUCUUCAAGAGAGCUUACAGUCUUCAGAAAGCACUGAUGACACUUUUUGAAGUCGUCUCAGAUUCCAUUAACAGUCACACUGAUAGUCUAUCACAUGUCUGUGAUGGUUUCCAUGAGUUGUGUAGGAUCAUGAGCGGUAUGGACACCACUCUUCUUGUAGGUACCUGGAGAUUCCUGGUCAAGCUUGUCAUCAAACACAAGCACUCCAUUCAACACUCAUUUCAGACACCACCUCUGGUCCAGACCCUGUGUAACGAGGUGGAAUCUCAUUACUGCCAUGUCCUGGAACUAGCACCUCACUCUCAGGCCUCUGGUGUCCAGAUCCAGGGUUCCCAGGGCAUAGACGAGAAAGCAUUUGCCAGGACUCUGAAGGUUUGCAGUUUGUGCUUCAAGAUGCUGCAUCAUUUGGUCAAGGAGUUUCCAGAGGAGUGUGUGGAGGAGUGUGGACCACAAGUGGUCCAGGUCCUGCUGGUCUUACAAAGUCUGACCCCACCGAGCCUCACAGCCAAACCUAUCUCGGAGAAAGCUCUCCAGGAUCUUCAGAGGUCAGUUCUUGUGGGCAUUGAACCUCUGAUCCAACUUUUCAUCCCCAGUAGAAGGUUCUGUGAAUCAUUGCUCGCAACAAAUCAAGAACGUAAACCAGACAAGAGCCUUGCCACACUGCUCAUCCUACUAAGCAUCCAGAAGCAGUUACCCUUAGCAACAGAUGAGGCUUGCACCCUUUGGCUCGAUCCAGUCAUCAUGCCUGAGGAUGUACCUAGAGAAAGCCUUGUUGCAGGGAUAUUCACAGCUAUCAAGAAUUGUUAUGUUGAGCUAUCUAAACCUGUGACCCUUCCAGGCAUCAUGUGCAACGGCAAACCUCAAACAGACAUCAGUCUGUACGAUUAUGUUUUGACACAUCUUUGCGGCUUUGUUGCGUCCUUACCUGCAAGGUUCUUUCAAAGUGUUGAAAGAUGUCUCCUGUGGAAUAUUCUCAGUUGCGACUGGUCCGUCGUCAUGGUUGCAAUCGAUAUUUGGUGUUUCAUGGCAAGAUAUGGGUCUGCAGAUCUGUGCUUGCAUCAUGUACGGUUAAUAUGUGACCUCUUGACCUCUCUUCAGACCCAUCAGAGCAUUAAGGCUUCUAAACACUUAACACUCCUCCUUGGCAGAUUAAUACCACUCCUAGCACCAGAUCAUCAAUUGGAACUACUUUCUGCCUAUCCCAUAGAAACACAUCCAGACUUGUGGUCCAGGUUUCCACUAACCUCUUUACCAGACUCUUGUAGAGAUACAGUAUGUGAACAAAUCAUUAAGAGCUGCACAAAGGCAUUAAGUGACUGGAGUGAGUCUAGACAGACGAGAGACAUUGGCUCGGCACAAAACAUGAUGAAACAUCUUAUAUAUGUUCAGCGGUUAUUCGGGCAGAAUGACAUCAACCAGCGAAUCAAAGAGAGCCUUACGAAACCUUUGGGUGAAGCUCUUGUGUGUAUGUGUUGUGUUUUCUCAUUGGACAAGCUCUCUCCUGUAGCUUUUGGUUGCAUCUUAGAUGUCUCGGCUUAUCUCCUGCAGCAUGCAACACCUGCACAUAUCCUAGAGCUGCUAAAGAUGGCUAGUUCCAGUGUGACUGCUGAUUCACCUUUGAGCUUCCGGUUGGCCUGCAUUACGUUUCUGCAGAGAUUAGCCAAGAGAAAUUUACCAGCAUGUCCAGAGCGAUCCCAAAUUCUGGCUCACAUUCCAGUCCUGUUUGGGAAAGUCUUGUCAGAUCCCAACUACUUCAUUCAUCAGCAGGCCCUGCAAGCAUUCAGUUCAUUUGCAGAGGAGACAACUCUUGAAUCAUUGGUCCCAGAAUGCAUCAGGGCAGAUAACGUCCAGAAGAAUGUUGUAGAUUACCUCAAUCAGAUCCCUGCGCAUGCUGAAGUUCUGUCAGAAAAGUCGGAGGUCAAAUUACUUGAAGGUCAAAGAGAGAGACUGGAGGUUGUGUAUGAAAGGCUCUCAAAGCAGACGAUACCUUCAGACUCUGAAGUGUAUGGCCAAGAAGAGACGGUGAAUGCAGGGGAGAAUGGCUCUGAUAGAACAAUGGAGCCUCAAUCCAAACGUUAUUGCUCAGAUGCUGAAGUCCAGCUCCGAGAUGCUCUUGGAACGUUGAAGUGUGCCCUCACAAGAGUACAGGAGCUGAAAGCAGGAAUGUCACAGACACCCGAUUGGUUAGAAACAGAACUAUUGUCAGCCAGGAAGAGUUUUGAUAUGCUGUUUUCUGAUGAAGAACCUAUCUUAUAACCUUGAAGUGACCUAGUUCAAGGUAUUUUACAAAUCCUGGGAAUGAUGGCAAUUUCACUUGAUUCAAACCACAUUUAUACUCGAGCCAGGGUUUAGGGUUCAAAUCCCAUCCCAGCAUUAACGUCCUUUGGCAAAACAUCAAUCCCACUCUCGACCCAAUUAUUAAUGAUUACUAUCACAGGGUGCUCAGUAAGAACAGCAUUGAUGCUGAUGAGGCUUCCUUGGCUAAACAUAAUUGUUAUUCUUAUUCCACUAACCAUACUGGCAUCAGACUGUCUACAGAUUGAACAAAAAUAUGACAUUACAUUGCAGCAAUUACAAACAUUACAAUAACCUUUUGCAAAAUUUGAACAAACAGCGUUCUUUUUUUUCUCCACAAAUUGGCUUUGGGCCUGUGGUUAAAAGUGAUUGCAAUCACAAAAUAAACAUCUUGGGUAAUAUAGAUUCAGAUUUUGUUUCAAAUAGAUAGAGAAAUAGUUCAAAAUUUAACAAAUCUUUGUGUUGUUUCCUUUGUUGUAAAAUCUCUUUUUUUUUUUUAUACCUGUCAUUGUAUUUCAGUUGACAUUGGUUUGACAAUUGAAAAUGAGCAGAAAUUGACACUUGGCAUACAAUGAAGCAAAUAAAGGAUUAUAUUCUUAAUGA
Messenger RNA from Strongylocentrotus purpuratus (purple sea urchin), 3700 nucleotides. RefSeq lists its product as uncharacterized. The coding region runs from base 281 to 3058 and encodes 925 amino acids. The transcript has 18 exons. NCBI's taxonomy places the organism in Eukaryota, Metazoa, Echinodermata, Echinoidea, Camarodonta, Strongylocentrotidae. The record is from RefSeq and is a predicted model, not a curated record.